This is a messenger RNA of Phytophthora sojae, 474 nucleotides long. RefSeq lists its product as hypothetical. NCBI's taxonomy places the organism in Eukaryota, Oomycota, Peronosporomycetes, Peronosporales, Peronosporaceae. The transcript has 4 exons. The record is from RefSeq and is a predicted model, not a curated record. The coding region runs from base 1 to 474 and encodes 157 amino acids.
AUGAUGGUGGGACAUUCGUCACUCUGCGAUGGCGACCCCCGUCAAGCCAGAGACCCCACCGAGCUCUACCGACAAGACGGAGAGUUCUGGCUCGAGGUGACGCUAAAGUUCCAAGUGCUGAAGCAGUCGCACGUGGUUAAGUACAAGAUCCCGCUGAACCCCAUCCUGUUGGAGCGCGUUGACGUGCUCGAAGCCAAGAUACUCGACCUCCGAGACGCGACCGAAGACCUCCAGUGCUAUGCCAAGGACGCCAUCGGGUUGCAGGACCUGCAGCGCCAGAUGAACAGCGCCAGCAUGCACAUCCAGUUGGUGCAGGGCAAAGCGUGCAUUCAGCAUGUCUUCUCGAACCUCGGACAGAGCUCGACCAUGGUCACGGAUACCAUCCGCGUGAACAACCAUGAGCGCGUCGCAGUCAAGUGCCCUGUCCGCCUCACGGGCACGAGCUACCUGACGCUCGUCCGUCUUGCGAAGUGA